Spirometra erinaceieuropaei is the source of this 816-nucleotide messenger RNA. The record is from the annotation of a GenBank genome assembly. NCBI's taxonomy places the organism in Eukaryota, Metazoa, Platyhelminthes, Cestoda, Diphyllobothriidea, Diphyllobothriidae.
AUGGAGGAGUCCUCAGAAGACAAUCAGCAGUUUAAAAUGGACCGAGACAGCCGGGAGCUUCAAAUGCGCCAAGAUACUGCCGUCAUUGAAACCACUGCCUUUUCCGUCGAAGAAGUUAGACGAGUCCUCAUUCAAAUAAAACCCGAUAAGUCUCCUGGAUCCGACGGAAUUCCUGGGCUGAUACUUAGGGAGCUAUCAGCGGAGCUGUCAAAGCCUCUUUCGACUCUCUUUGCGCUGUCAAUGGGAACAGGAAGGCUGCCAUCACGGUUGAAGACAGUUAACCUCGGUCGCUUACAUAAAGGAGGUGGCAGGAUGGCCGCAAGCAGCUUCAGGCCUAUUAGCUUAACUUGCCUCCCAUGCAGAAUGAUGGAAGCUCUGGUAAAGAGCGUUAUACAGCAAUUUUGUGAAGAAAAUAGCAUCUUGCAGGAUUUUCAACAUGGCUUCCGGAGAGGACGUUCCUGUCUAUCAAAUCUGCUAGCUUGUCUGGAGAUCUGGACCAGGGCUCUUGAAGAGGGUUUUGAGGUCGAUGUCGUGUACAUCGAUUUCCGCAAAGCUUUCGAUACUGUUCCGCACCAACGCCUUCUUCACAAAUUGAGCGACAUCGGCGUCCGGGGAGAUCUUCUGAACUGGAUAAGGGCGUUUCUCGUUGGUUGGAAACAACGUGUCUGUAUCGGCGAUGAUAUGUCAGAAUGGGUGAACGUGACCAGUGGUGUGCCUCGAGGCUCAGUUCUGGGACCACUGCUCUUGAUCCUUUAUGUUAAUGACAGCCUUCAGGAACUCGACUGCGGCAAAAUAAUGUUUCCAAGACAACGUUAA